Molecule: messenger RNA, 1679 nt
Organism: Darwinula stevensoni
Lineage: Eukaryota; Metazoa; Arthropoda; Ostracoda; Podocopida; Darwinulidae
Source: the annotation of a GenBank genome assembly
CUACAUCGUUUUCCCCUCCUGUGAGUCUAGUCGUUCUGAUCCUGGUUUUAAUACCUUUCAAUCCCUUACUUAACCUCGUGCUGAUAGAUGUCUGACGACGCGAGGGUCGUGUAGAAUGCAUUUUCACCUGUCAUUUCGUUAAGGGUUCCGGAAGGAAAAUUCGUCCCCAUGAAGGAACUGUCGCGAAAUGACGAGCAUAAAGUGGCCCGAUAUUCCCUGAACGCCUCCUGUGGACCUCGAGAUGGCUUCGGCCGGAUAUUGCUCCUGCUCGGAGCCAGCGGAUCAGGGAAGAGUACGUUGGUGAAUGCGUUGUUCAAUUUCCUGAUGGGCGUGAAAUGGGAGGAAGAUAAGCGAUACGAGAUCGACAUGACAUUCGCAGAGACUGGGAAAGGGAGUCGUGCAACUCAGACCAAAUGGGUCACGGGGUACACCAUCAAAAGUCCAGAAUACGGGAUCAUCACCAUCGUGGACACACCUGGUUUUGCGGAUACGGAAGGCUUGGACGAAGAUGCUUAUAUUCCCAAGCAGAUUCUGAACUUUUUCGAGGUCAACGGUUUGACGGAGUUGUGUGCGAUCGUUAUCGUCGUCCCAGCUACCCGGGCGAGACUGAACCUUGCAGAAAAAUACGCCUAUGAUUCCUGCCUGAAGAUGUUUGGGAAAGAUGCGACCGAUAACUUCUACUUCGCCUUCACCUUCUCAGACUGCAGUGACCCGGUGGCCCUGAAGGCCGUCAAGGCGGAAAACAUCUCAUACCGAGACUAUUUUCAGGUUAAUAACUCCACCCUGUAUUCGGCCGAUAUGUCUGAAAAUGAAACGAACGUUGCCCAGCUAAAUUGGGACAUGAGCGUACGAGGGUUCCAGAAAUUAUCCAAUGACCUGUCCAAGAUUAAACCAGUCAGCCUGGCAUUAACCACAGAGGACCCGAUGGAACCAGACGCCCUUGACGACGAAGUCGCCAAACUCAAGCGUCAACUUGAAAUGUGUCAGGGUUUCCAGAAGCUGGUCGAUUUGCAGAAACAGGAGAUGGAGCUUUCCAUGAACCAUACCAGGCCGAACGUUCGGAGGAAUCUGCUGCCAAAAUUGCAGGGAAAGCUCCGCGAGGCUCGGUUGGAGCUGACGAGAGUUUUGAAAGAUUUGAACGAAUCGCUGCAUCGCCUCAGCGAGCGCGGCACGAAAUCCUCGCCUGCGACAGUGACGGAUUACAUCCAGCUCCUCGUCGACGCAGAACACCAAAAGCGACGGCCUGGCUUCAGGGAGCGGCUCCAGGUCCUGGGCGAGGCGAAACAACAAGCUGAAAUCAUCUGCAGAGCGCAUCUACUAGCAAGUGUAGAGGUCCGUUCGGAGCAGCAGAUCCACCCGGAUAAAAAUGAGAGGAAGGGACCCGCGGACAGGAAGAGUUACACGGAAACUUCUGAGAUGGAGUAUCAGGACCGCGAGACACACUUCAGGAAGUCCUUCAGGAAGGCCUUCAGAAAGUCCAUCAGAAGGUCCUUCAGCUUGGGAAAGAAGAAAAAGGAUGAAGAAGACGACCCACCGGCCACGAACGAGGUCCAUUCACGGGUCCAUCAGCAGCCUCAAAAACAACCCAGAAAGUCCCAAAGGCCGCGGCGAAAAGGGGAUGUGUUGGACGAAUGUGUCAUCCAAUGAACACCGUGUCUUUGUAUUUCAUCGUAUGAGUG